UCGUUUUAAGCGUUCCUUAACGACACGGCGUUUAUUUAUGAGCCACGCCCCAAGGCGAAUUCAAAACCUCGUUGGAAGGGUUUUAGCGGAAAGUACUGUUAGAAAUCUCUGAUAUCGAAUCUCGGAUCUCGUUUCACUGACAUCGGAGAUAGAUAUGGCGACGGAAUCAUCGGAAUCGGAGGAAGAAGGGAAGAUUAGAGGAGGAAACGAGAAGCUAAUCGUAGAAGACGAUCUAAGAGAGAUGGGGAAGAACGCCGCUUGGAGCGUUAGCUCUUGCAAGCCCGGCAAUGGCGUCAACACUCUCCGCGACGACAAUCUCGAGACCUAUUGGCAAUCAGAUGGUUUACAACCACAUCUGAUUAACAUUCAGUUCCAGAAGAAAGUGAAAUUGCAGCUAGUGUUUCUGUACGUUGACUUUAAGCUCGACGAGAGCUAUACACCAAGUAAAAUCUCAAUUCGAGCUGGUGAUGGUUUUCAUAAUUUAAAGGAGAUUAAAAGUGUGGAGCUUGUAAAGCCAACUGGUUGGGUUUGCCUAUCUCUGUCUGGAACCGAUCCACGGGAAACUUUUGUCAAUACAUUCAUGUUGCAAAUAGCCAUUUUGUCGAAUCACCUCAAUGGGAGAGAUACUCAUAUCCGCCAGAUCAAAGUUUACGGCCCUAGACCGAAUCCUAUUCCGCGCCAAACAUUUCAGUUUACUUCAAUGGAGUUUCUCACUUAUUCCACACUGAGAUGAGAACUUUGUGCAAGGAGAAGUUUGAAGACCAUGGAUUGUGAAAGAUCAAUGCUAACUUUGGGCAGGAGAAGUUUGACAACACGGACUGUGAAAGAUCGCUGCUAUUGGAUCCCCUGGAAGAGUCUAUUCUCACAUUAGGUUUUAAAGCUCAGAGUAUCAUAUGUUGUGUAAUGGCUGCUGUUUAAAUAUUACACUGGAUGUAACCAUCAUAACUUCAUUAAGCUUAUAUUAGAUAAGCUUAUGUUUUAAAGCUCAGAGUUUCAUAUGUUGUGUAAUGGCUUCUGUUUAUAUAUUACAUUGGAUAUAACAAUCAUAACUUCAUUAAA
Molecule: messenger RNA, 1059 nt
Organism: Eutrema salsugineum
Lineage: Eukaryota; Viridiplantae; Streptophyta; Magnoliopsida; Brassicales; Brassicaceae
Product: anaphase-promoting complex subunit 10
Exons: 6
Coding region: 155-733 (192 amino acids)
Biological process (GO): anaphase-promoting complex-dependent catabolic process; protein K11-linked ubiquitination
Cellular component (GO): anaphase-promoting complex
Source: RefSeq, a predicted model, not a curated record